UAGCUUGUUUUAGACAUAUAGUAAUUAUGUUAGUAAUUGCAGAAUAAAUGCACCUGCAAUUUUAUGUUACAAUUACCACUGUGCAACAGUUACAUUUGUAUAUAAUAAUGGUUGUAUGAUCAGACUGUACAAAAGUACAUACUUAGUUUAAAUCACAAGUCUAGAAUCAGUCAAAUACACAAGUAAUAGCUGCUUUUAUUCUGUGAUGUGACAUUGGAAUAAGCUGGUACCAGUAUUUUGUGGCUGAAGUCUAGAUAGUUACUGGAUAUUUGUUGAUUGCUCUUCAAAUGUUGCUUUCGUUCCUGUGUUUUAUUGGACAUCUAUGGAAACUUUUGAAAUUCUUAUUUUGAAAUACCAACAUAAUUAUGAUUGAAUUGAGCUUCUCAAACUUGUGGUAUACAAAGUGCAGUGUGAUCUGCAGAAGAUCUGAAACCAGAUGACCACCUGCAUUGGAUCUGAGAUACUUUGUCUCAAUAAAUUGGAUCUGAAACCCCACCUGCAUCGAAUCUGAAAUAGUGUCGUCUCAAUGCUUAAGAUCUAACAUUUGUGUCACAAGUAAUAAAGCUGAGUGAGUUGUAAUCCACCUGCAUUGGAUUUGAGAGAGUGAUAUCCACACACAAGAACUCUGUGAGUAAAUUUCCACAUGCAUAUAAAAUAAUUAAAUUAUCAGAAUUCAUAAACUAUUAAUGAUCUUUGUCACAUGGGUUUGUUUUUGAAUGGAAAUCAAAUUAAAGUGACUUUAGUGGAUUUUCACCUGUAGAUGAUCUGAGAGCAUUGUCAUUUGCGAUACUUGCUAGUAAGCAGCAUGUGGGCGACAAUUUUCCUGCUUGGGUGUCUUAUGGUCUGCGUUCCUGCUCUUGUAUUUGUGCGGGAACCUGAAGACAGAAUCACAGAGUUCGAGAAACCCAUGUGGUGGCACUGCCAAGCUGUAAAUGGAACUGCAAAUAUUGAAUACAGAUGGGAGUUUAAAUCACAACGCCUGCCUCGCAAUGGAGAUCAGACUGUGUUUCCUAAUGGAACGCUAGUCCUGCAUCGUGUGACGUAUGAUGAUGUCGGGACCUACAGAUGUACUGCCAACUCUGGAGACAAACAACUAAAAUCCAGGGAGGCAACGCUGCAAAUAGCUUCAUUAGCUAAUUCGUUCAGUCUAAGUCCUGCGCCACGGACUGUUAGCCUUGGUGACGUUGCUGAGCUGGUGUGCCACAUAACCAGUCUGCCCCCUGCAGAUGUACAGUGGCUGCUGAAUGGGGAACCAGUCUCUGCAGAUGUUACAGUGACAACCGGAACUCAAGGUGAGAGUAUUUUGAAGCUCUCCCCUGCACUGUACCAGCACUCUGGGAUAUACAAGUGUAAGGCCACUAACCCUGUCAACCGUGUGUUCAAAUACAGUAUGGAGGCAGGUGUCACCGUUCUUGGCCAGCCAGUAUUCCUAGCAGAGCUUCAAGAUCUUGAGAUUCCACUUGGUUACUCGGCAACAUUCAUCUGCAGUUUCCAUGGCAACCCAACUCCUACAGUCAAAUGGUACAAACAUACAGUUGACGCAGCGAAUGAGGUCACAAGCAAAGAGUUAAAGGCAUCUUCAAAGUAUGAGUUGUUCAACAACGGCACUCUUCGUGUACACAACGUAGAGUAUGAGGACGUGGCCUUCUACACCUGCACUGCGGGAAAUGCAUUCGGGGAAAUAUCAGAAUCUGCUAGGCUCAAUAUUUCUGGUGAUGCCGAGGCACCCAGCUUCUCAGUUCCUCCCAGGAAUGUGACUGUGAGAAAGGGGGCUAUGCUUUCACUGGAGUGCAAGUGUGCUGGAAAGCCUUCCCCAGCAGUUAGCUGGAUCCGACAGACUGGUGAGAGGCUCAACUCCAGUAAAGGCGUGCUGACAUUUGCCCAGGCCACCAUAGAGAACAUGGGCUUCUAUACAUGUACCUGUGUGAACGAGGAAGGGGCAGUGAAUAAAACAGUUUACCUCGACGUUCAAACCCCACCAAAUAUAGAGACCUCAUCCGGAACUAUUCUGGUGCUCGCAGGGGAGGCAGUGACCUUGAACUGUGUUUCUAAUGGCAACCCAGCCCCUAAUGUCUCCUGGCAGACACCUACAAGAGGUCUCAAUCUCACUUCACCGAGCUCUUCAGGCCUGCAAACCAUCUCGAGCACUGGAGAUCUGACCUUGACCUCUGUGCAGAUCAACGAUACUGGGUCAUACACUUGUACCGCCAGCAAUGACCUUGGAAUGGCCACUGUCACCCAUACAUUACAAGUAGAAGUUGCCCCGGUGAUAGUUCAGUCCCCCGUCAGUCAGGGCCUGGUCCAGGGCUCCUCGGUGUACCUACAUUGCCGCGCAGAAGGGAUUCCCAGCCCUUCCCACACCUGGUCAAGAAACGGUCAGGACAUAGGGACCAUACUGAUUCACUCUCAGGUUUUUCUCAACAACACAUUGUUAAUUCGCAACUUGACAACUGCAGACACAGGUGUGUACAGGUGCACGGCACACAAUCGCCAUGGUACUGCUGAGGCUGUCGCUACAGUGACUGUCACAGUCCCACCAACGUUCAGCGUCACACCACGCAAUCAGACAGUGAGGGUUGGAGAAUCUGUGGCCCUGCAGUGUGUUGCUAAUGGUGACCCGGUACCCACACAGUGGUGGCUGAAAGCUGGAGCCCAGCUUGUGAUAGACAACAACAUGAGGCUGUCAACAGAUAAGUCUGGGCUGGUCAUAUCCAACAUUCGGCCCUCACAGUUUGGAGAGUAUUCUUGUGUAGCCUCUAAUGUUGCCGCCACGAACACAGUGUCUGCAUGGCUUCUUGAAAAUGAUCUCCCACUAUUCACAGUCUACCCACGCAACAUAACAGUAAACCAGUCUGACACCAUGACCUUGAACUGCCUGGGUCAAGCCAGAAAUGACCCUACAGUCAGGUGGUACAGGGGACAGAGUGGGGAUUUGACCCCGAUCCAGCCUAGCAAUAGAGUGGUUAUUAGCCCUGGGGGCUCUUUAGCUCUACAGGCUGUGACUAUAGCAGACGAGGGAUGGUACAUGUGUGAGCUAGCUAACAGCUUUGGCUCAGUCAAUCACAGUGCCUUCAUCAAUGUUCAAGUGGCUCCAGCAAUAUCAAGUAUCAGCCCCACCCAGUACACGAGUGUGAAUUCAUCUGUCACUCUUCACUGCUCUGCCACUGGUGACCCUGUCCCUUCAUAUGAGUGGUUCACACCCACUGGUGUCCUAGCCACACCCCGAGCCACGUCCUCCCCUGGAAAUGUUGGUACAUUUGUGAUAGCCAGUGUCCAGCCAGGUGAUCAAGGCCAGUGGUCAUGUAGAAGUUGUAACUUGCUGGGAUGUGACACGGCUGGAGUAAAAAUACUCAUAGAAGGUCUGCCAGAAAUUCUUGACUUCUCUGGAAAAACAUCCAUCAGCCAUGUUGAACUAGAAUGCCGUGCCAUUGGUCAGCCUGUUCCCACGGUUACUGUGACUUCCGGUCAGCAGCCAGUGACCUCUGACCUUUCAGGACACACUGUGACUAAGUUCCAGCUAGAUGGCAUUGUGGGUAAACGUGUGACAAUCAAUGCGGGCAGGGUCAUGACACAGUACACGUGUAUUGCUGAAAACAGGCAGGGAAAGGAUCAGUUAACCAUUACAGUACCAUCUACAACUGCCAGGCCCAAUAUUACCAGCCUUGGACCAGGGUGGGCAACCCUGUCCUGGAUGCAGUCAAAGAAUACCAGUGGUCUCCCUUUGAUUGAAUACAUAAUACAAGGCAGCACAGACAGGCAAACAUGGAAGGAUCUGAAAUCUGUAACAUUAAAUAUCACUAAAAAUGGAACAUCACUUGUUGGAACUUCACAGAAUAUUGACAAUGGUUUUGUGUCUGCAAAUGUGUCAGCGCUUCAACCCUACUCAUUGUACACGUUUCGGGUUUUGCCUGUGAACAUCCUCGGCCGCGGCUCGGGCGAGUCAUCGGACAGAGUGAGGACACUGGCUGCAGCACCAGACCCACCAAUUAAUGUAGCAAACCUGGAGGUCAAGGCAGGCAUCUUUGUACUGAUGUGGGACCCUCCUCUCCGUCUCAAUGGGCCUGUGGAUGAAGUCUUAUAUGGAUACUCUGUGGAGAAAUUUGUUGACAAUAAACCAGUAAAGUUGUUGGAAGGAGAGAUAUUACACAAUCAGACAAAUCAAGUGGAAAUCAGAGGCCUAGCUGAAGCAGGGAAGUAUGUGCUGUCAGUCUGGUCACACAAUGUUGCCCUAAACAAGUCCAGUAAACCUGUAACUGUGGAUAUAGACUUCACCUCUAGCCUUAGUGUUACGGGCCAGGAAUCACCUUCGGACGAAGACACCCUGCAGACGCCACAUCUGAUCGCAGUUAUAGUGGGCAGCGUGACCGCAGCGGUGCUCCUUGGUAUCGGUGUCUGCCUCCUGUACCACGCCCGACAACGCAAGAAGACCAAGAGCCUAUCCAUUGUAGAUCAUCAGCUCUCACUGGACCAGUUCUACAUGGAGAAUCCUCGCUCCCUCUACGAAGACGACAUGAAAUCGUUGAAGCGUAUCAGCCGCAUCAGUUUCUACAGUGUGGAAAGCAUGCAGAGUAAUCGCUCCCUGAACUUCACUGGGAAAGGGUCCCCACACAGGGAUUCCUUGAUUGAGAGUUCUGUACAUUUGAUCUCCAGCACCCCUAUAGGAGCUAGGAACAAACAGCUGACCACAAGUCAAAGUGUCGGCUCCGUGAGAGAUGUUGACAUUUCAAAGGAUAAACCAAAACCCUCGAAACUUCUUCAUUCAAAAUCGUCUGAUCACUUGCUUGACGAUGACUCUCGAGAAGGGACGGUACAAAAGCCGUCACAACUACAUCACACGUCUCAGUCUCGGCCCUUGAGUUUACCCGUCUCGUCAGAGGGAGGACCAGAGAAUGCUCGCUUGAUGGACCCCGAGAAACAACUGACACCUCUUUCGGCAAACAGCCUUGAGAAAGAUGUUUUCGGAUUGUGUAGAGAUCCAUCGAAAGUUCCAUCAAGUGAUAUUAUAUACGACGCCUUGAAUGAUCAACAUAAUAAUGUAUCAUCUGAAACAUGUCAUAAAACAGAUAAAAACAGAAAUUACAAAACAGUGUUUAAGCCUACUAGUGAAAUUCCAAUGAUUCAUAAGAGUUGUUCCAGAGAUACAAAAUCAGCAUCCCCGUGCACCUCAUUGUGGGAAAUUGCCCGUGCACCUGUGCGCGUGAGUUCGCUCGAUGCCUUAAGAUAUAGUCUGUAUUCGUCAAAAGAAGAUAACUCAACAGAACAAAAUUCAUUUGAUGACUAUGCGUUCACAAGACAUUAUUUACAUGGAGUUACUAAUAGGUCUGAGAAGGCUGAUAAAGUGCCUGCAAAACAGGGUACCAGCAUUUGUAGACCGCAGCGACCACAUAUAGCGAAUGACAAUUUCUUGACAGACGACAAGAUUAGAUUGGAAUCUCAAGGUGCACAUUUAUAUUGAUUAUUACCGUUUGAAUAAAGUGUUCAUGUAAACUAUUGUGGCCAUAUAGAUUACUAUUGAGUCAUUUAUGUGACUAUUUGGUUAUUAACGUGACUAUGUUUUUAUUUAUGUGACUUUUUGGUAAAUUAGGUUGAUGUUCUCUACAGUAGAUCUGCAAGAAAUGCAUUCUAUUUGCAAAAUAUAACCAUACUUUAAAGUGCAAUAACAUUUCAUGUACAUAGUGCAUGUUAUAUGUCAUUAGCGUUCAAAAGUGUCAUUUCAUUAAAUGUUUUUGUGGCUCAUUUUCACCUAAGACGUAUAUUAACAGGUCAAUAAUAUGUUGGUCAUAACAAUUUACAAAUGUAAAAUAUUUUUCAUUUGAAAAAGUUGCGUAAGUGUUUAAUGGUUGUUUUGUGGUUGUUUUGUGCAAUUUAUUAAAGUACACAUCCAUAAGGAGGUAUCAUAUGUAUUGUUGAUGAAUUCUUACUAUGUUUUUAAGAGAAAUUAUGAUAUGUUAAUUCCUAUAUUUGUCUUUAUAUAAUUCUGUGAUAUUACAUUUGUAUUAAACAUGUAUGUAUACAUAUAUUCAUGCUAGUUUCAUUUCAUUAGCAUAACAGCAUAUACUAAAGCAUUUGUGCUUUUAUACAUGUAUUUACAUGAAGUGAGUGAAUACUGUUUAUACUAUUGUUAUAAUGAUAUAAAUAUUUGCUAUAUUUGUUAUGUACAACUUGCCAUGUAUUAAUUUUGUAUGGAGUCAUAAAAGCUGCCAUGUAUUUUUUUAUAAUCAAUAUUUUAAUAAUACCAUGCUAGGAAGUAUACAGAUGUAGCUAUUUUUGUAAUAUUAUCAAUUAAACUUACAACUUCA
Molecule: messenger RNA, 6299 nt
Organism: Dreissena polymorpha
Lineage: Eukaryota; Metazoa; Mollusca; Bivalvia; Myida; Dreissenidae
Product: cell adhesion molecule DSCAML1-like
Exons: 29
Coding region: 806-5455 (1549 amino acids)
Molecular function (GO): protein binding
Source: RefSeq, a predicted model, not a curated record